CGUUCUCUGAUUGGCUGCUCUGUUAGAGAGACUCAGCUGCUGCCGGACUUUGUGUCACUUUGUUCUCAGAGAUUCAGACUCAGAAACCUGCUGCUGAUGAUGAUGAUGAAGAUGAAGCUGGUUCUGGUUGUGCUUUGUGUUCUCUGCGUCUCUGCUGAAGUUCUUCAUGAGGACUUUAAUAUCGUUGGCUGUUCAAAGACGGGGAAUGGAGAGGUGAUGUACGCUCUGGACGGUGAAGAGAAGUGGUACGCAGACUUCAACCAACAGAAAGGAGUCGAGCCUCAGCCCAGUUUUAUAGAUCAUAUGAGCUACGUGGAAGGAGCUUAUGAACAGGCUGUGGCUAAUGUACAGAUCUGCAAAACAAACCUGGACAUUGUUUCUAAGGCUUAUAACAACACUCGACUGGAGCUGGUUGUGUUUCCUACAGACCCUCCUUCUGGUCCAGUCGUCUACACCAAAGACGAGGUGGAGCCUGGAGUGAAAAACACUCUGAUCUGCUUUGUGACUGGUUUCUAUCCUGCUCCGGUCAAAGUCCACUGGACCAAGAAUGGAGACAAAGUGACAGAAGGAACCAGCAUCAACGUCCCGUAUCUGAACAAAGACUCCACCUUCCAGCAGAUCUCCAGGCUGGAGUUCACGCCCCAGCAGGGAGACAUGUACAGCUGCAGCGUGGAGCAUCCGGCCCUGGAGGAACCGCUCACCAGACUCUGGGACGUUCAGGUGCAGCAGCCCAGCGUUGGACCGGCCGUGUUCUGUGGACUGGGUCUGACCAUCGGUUUACUGGGGGUCGCAGCUGGAACCUUCUUCCUCAUUAAGGGAAACGAGUGCAGCUGAUUGGUUCAAACAGAAUGAAGACGUUGAUCUGUCAGUUUGUGUCUCAACUGUUUCAGCUGAAGCUUGUAAAUAAUGUUUCUGAUUCACUGCAGCUCCAACAUUUAUCAGUUAUAAACAUGACAAUGAAUAAAACAAUCACACAAUG
Betta splendens (Siamese fighting fish) is the source of this 979-nucleotide messenger RNA. Its product is annotated as RLA class II histocompatibility antigen, DP alpha-1 chain-like. Gene Ontology annotation, biological process: peptide antigen assembly with MHC class II protein complex; immunoglobulin production involved in immunoglobulin-mediated immune response; antigen processing and presentation of exogenous peptide antigen via MHC class II. The transcript has 4 exons. NCBI's taxonomy places the organism in Eukaryota, Metazoa, Chordata, Actinopteri, Anabantiformes, Osphronemidae. The record is from RefSeq and is a predicted model, not a curated record. Gene Ontology annotation, cellular component: membrane; MHC class II protein complex. Gene Ontology annotation, molecular function: MHC class II protein complex binding. The coding region runs from base 97 to 834 and encodes 245 amino acids.